This is a messenger RNA of Pristis pectinata (smalltooth sawfish), 2001 nucleotides long. It is a transcript of the gene insig1, whose product is annotated as insulin induced gene 1. Gene Ontology annotation, biological process: cellular response to insulin stimulus; cholesterol biosynthetic process; SREBP-SCAP complex retention in endoplasmic reticulum. Bases 246 to 1085 code for a protein of 279 amino acids. NCBI's taxonomy places the organism in Eukaryota, Metazoa, Chordata, Chondrichthyes, Rhinopristiformes, Pristidae. The transcript is spliced from 6 exons. Gene Ontology annotation, cellular component: endoplasmic reticulum; SREBP-SCAP-Insig complex. The record is from RefSeq and is a predicted model, not a curated record.
GGGACGGUACAGCCAGUGGUGUGUCCUGAACGUCAUAUGGGCCGCCAGGCUGCCAUUGGCUCCACUGCGCUCACCAGACAGAUUGUUUUGACCGCUCGCCUGUCUGCGCCGUAUGAAUAGAUCCGUGCAGGAUGUGACCUAAUAAUUUAGCAAACAAUGUAACGCAGCGACAGCGGAACAGAAUCGGCAGCAAACUUGUAUAUUAAACAAACAUCUUUGCAGAACGCAGACUUUAAUGGUGCUGGAUGUAUACCUUGAAUGGUGAUUAUAACAUAGGUCCACGCCACGAAACACCCCUGAACCAGAUGUCAAGGAUUGAGGAGGCCUGCUGGACGUGCAGCUGCGCCCGGGCUCGAAGGUCUGAGAGCAACUCCGGCAGCACGUUACUGGUGGCAAAGGUCCACGAAAUGAUGACCAUCCUCACCUCGGUCCUGGCGAGUGCCUACUGCUCCCUAGCCAGCGGUAACACCAUGAACUUACUGCGGCGGGGACUGGUGCUGUUCACCGUGGGAGUCUUCCUGGCUCUCGUGUUAAACCUGCUGCAGAUUCAGAGACACGUCACCCUGUUCCCCGAAGAAGUCAUCGCCACAAUCUUCUCUUCUGCCUGGUGGGUGCCACCUUGUUGCGGCACGGCUGCAGCUGUGGUGGGUCUGCUGUACCCCUGCAUCGACAGCCACCUCGGAGAGCCGCACAAGUUCAAACGGGAAUGGGCGAGCGUCAUGAGAUGUGUUGCAGUCUUUGUCGGCAUUAACCACGCCAGCGCCAAAUUAGAUUUUGCCAAUAACAUGCAGUUGUCAUUGACCCUGGCUGCCCUCUCACUGGGUCUGUGGUGGACAUUUGAUCGCUCUAGAAGUGGAUUUGGACUUGGCCUUACAAUAGCCUUUGUGGCAACCUUGGUCACUCAACUGUUAGUGUACAACGGUGUUUACCAGUACACCUCACCAGACUUUCUGUACAUUCGCUCCUGGCUACCCUGUAUAUUCUUCUCAGGAGGAGUGACCGUGGGAAACAUAGGAAGGCAGCUGGCUAUGGGAGUCACUGAAAUCGCACACAAGGACUGCCUUGAUAAGAUGCACAAGGAUUGAACAAAUGAGUGUGAUCGACAGGAGUGAUGAUGAUUCCAGUGUAGAUGCUUUGUGUGUGAGUGUGCUCGUAUAUAGACCAACGUGAGCCGUAGGUCCAUAUAUGUUGGAGCUUGCGAUUUACUGCAUGAUAUUCAUAAAAGGGAAGAUUUGCAAUCUGUGAUUGCCUUCGUACAAUUGAUUCAUUUCAUAGUGUCAAAGUUUUGUGUCUGCAAUCUGUACAUACUGAGUCUGGUGGGCACACAUCAUUUAAUCUAAUAUGACCUGCAAUGCCAUUCCUGCUCUUGCUACAACAGACCUAAUUAGCAAGUAUUAGGUCGGAUUGAUGGAAGUUCAGUGUCCACAAGCUUCUUGUAUAUCCGUACUUUUGUUUCCUUAUUUAUUUUUCCUUUUCAAGUUCAUUUGUAGCAUAAAAAUACAGCUGGGCCUCCCCACUCUUCAUUCUGCAUGGGAAUAAAGAAAGAUCCUGUUUUCCUUUCUCCAAGCUCUUGUUCACUACCUGCAAGUGACAAUAGUAUUUGCCGGACUUCCUCGUGUGCCACAAUAUGGAUGUAUGUGCAGGCUUACAAUGGAAGGUAUGUGUACGGUGCCAAACAGAAGGAAAUGAACUUCCUCAAGCUGGGGUGAACCAGUAUCAGGACAGUCAUAGAGUGAAGCUUUGCACUGGCCCCUGAAUUCUACAGUAUACAGAAGCAGGGACACGAUAAUUCCAACGCUCCUGGCCAAAUGGAUCAUUGUCUGCUGCUCCACUCAUAGAGUGAAGUAAUUUUUAUUUUUGUAUGUUUAUCCAUUGUUUCUGAUCUGAACCAAUCAUUAUUUGCACGCCUGUCAAUAGGACGAUUGUCUGAUUUUGUAAAUUAAAUCCAUUUUGGGUUCUUUUCUCCUCCCUUGCUGUUCUCAAUAAAAAUGUUCAAGUAAU